Daldinia vernicosa is the source of this 490-nucleotide messenger RNA. RefSeq lists its product as uncharacterized. The record is from RefSeq and is a predicted model, not a curated record. The transcript has 2 exons. Lineage: Eukaryota; Fungi; Ascomycota; Sordariomycetes; Xylariales; Hypoxylaceae. The coding region runs from base 124 to 447 and encodes 107 amino acids.
UGUUGAUCGUACCAUCUAUCUCCUUUUAAAUUGAGUUCUUUAAAUUUAACCAAAACCUCAUCCAACCUGAAUCGCCUUGCUUGGUAAUGCAUAUUUCAACGCCCCGAGACUUUAAACUUCAAAAUGCGCGCUACAUGUAGAUUGCUUCAGGCCUGUAGGAUUACACUGUUCACGCGUGAAAACUGUGGACUCUGUACCAAAGCCAGAUCAGUUCUCUCCGACGUUUGGGAUUCCCGGCCAUUUCAAUUCGAGGAGAUCGAUAUCAUCAAGUCAGAUGUUAAGCCUAGAUGGCGGGACCUGUAUGAAUUUGAUGUCCCGGUGAUUCACAUCAGCAAGUCUUCGGCCCCAGAAGAGCAUCCACAGUCGGCUUCGAAAGCCGUCAAGCUCAUGCACCGGUUCACUGCUGAUCAAGUAAAAGAUAAAAUGGAUCUCGUCGAGAAAGCAUAAAGCAGCCAAGCUCGGGAUGAGAUGAAGGUGUAGACACCUAAGU